CAACCCCAAGGAGACGCCGCGCCUCCCUGUCAGCGUCCGGCGUCCCCGUCUUCCAACCUGUCCGCUCCCGUCCCGUGCGAGCCCACUCCCCCACGCCAAACCAGCAACCACCCCUGCUCCGCUCCUCCCUCUCUCCACAUACGCAGGAAGGAGCAGUUGCUUGGCGCCGAUUCCAACUCAGCGCGGCGCUCGCAGUGUUUCGGUUCCGAUGAUUGCCCAGUUAAGCAGCAGGAGGGGGAGACAAGGCGCAGCGAAAAGGAGGCGUCUUUACAGGGAAAAGGCCUCGCCUUUCGCUUGAAUCUCGCCGCGCCGCGCCUGCUCUCGCUUUCCCGCGCCCCUCCUCGCCACUUCGGAACCGGAGCGACAACAGCGAGGGUGGGAGCGGAGGAGCCUCUGUCGCCGUGUGGUUCGCGCGGCGUUCGUGGCGAUUGAACGAGGAGCGGAGGGCCUCGCCUGGCCUGCCGUCCGGCGAGAUGGAAGUGUCCGACCCUUUGGAGCAUGAACUGCAAAAGGAGAUCUCUAACAUCAUGAUUCGGGACUACGUUUGCAGUUUGCAACGUGAGUUUGAAAUGAAGUUAUGGGAGCAUCAGAACUGUAUCAGCACUCUGAACGGGAACUGGAAAGAAAAGGUUUUUGAGAUUGCGGUGCUGGAAGAUGAGCUUCGCUGUAUUUUGAAUGCUGUAGUAAGUUUGGAACCUGGUAUACAUCCUCACCAAUCCCACAGUAGUCUAGAAGACCAAAUCCUUGUGAAGAUGAAAGAUGAUAAUGAGCCUCCUGUAACAGAGAAAGCUACUGAUACAAGCGAGGUUAUGCUUGACAUCCCAGAUUUUUCUCUCCUGAAGCACAUGCAAAGCGAAGAAAUCACAAAUUUUCUCAAGUCGGAAUGGCUAAAACUGCGAAGACAGCAUGAAUCCGAGCUGCAUCAGAAGACGGAAGAGCUGUUCAGGGUGAAAAGGGAAUAUGCGAAAGCUAAAGCUUCGUUGCCUCUUAAGAAAGAGAGAGAGCUUGAGUUCAUCAAAUUGAAGUUGCUCCAGACCAUUUCCAAGCUGGGUGAGAUAACCACGAGAAAAGAGAACUCUUGUUUUGACUGUAAGGAGAAUGAGAUGAUGUGCAGAUUGAAGGACAGGAUCGGUAUGUUACUUCAUGAAAAUAAUUGUCUCCGAGGUUUGCUGGCUGAUAAAAGAAAGGAGGUUAAGCACCUCUGUUCGCAAGUACCCGAUGCAAAGAGCCAAGUAGCUCAGCACUCACUGUCAGAGGCAAAACUCUUGAAUAGUUUUGAGAAGGUUAGGGCUGAACUUGAAGAUUUAAGGAUUGAGAGACACUUGAACAAUUUGUUGGACUCAUCAAUAUUCAGGGAAGUUUUUGAUGAUUACGAGAAUCAGAUUUAUGAUAUGAAUCAGGAGGGAUCUUUCCUCAGAGAGUUGCUUAAUGAAAAAGAAGACCAGCUGAGUAUUAUAUAUGAAGAUAGACAAAAGCUCAAGUAUGAAAAUAAUCAACUGGUAUCAAUUGCAGGGUCAAUAAUACAGCAUCAUGACCAAGUCAACUUGGUUAAUGAUGAGCUUUUGAUGUUUAAGGAGAAAGUCUGUGAGCAAGAACUGCUGAUAUUAGAGACAAAGAGCGAAUAUAACUCAAUGAAAAGAUGUUUGUAUGAGGCUAUGCAGCAAAUCCAAGUAUGCAAGCAAGAAGUACUUGAGCUGACUGAAAACUUAACUUCUAUGUCUAUUGCGUUGGAGGAAGCCAAAGAAAAGAAUGCCUCACUUGAGGCCACCAUCCAGGAAAUGAAGAAAACACCAGCACAAAGCAUUGGCAGUUAUAGGGGACAGACAGGGGAAUCUGAUCUUGCCAGUAUGGAGAAGUUGUCAAAAGCAUAUAGUGAUUUUGAAAGAAGAUUAGCAGAAUCUAUGAAAAGAAAUGAAACCAGAUUGACUAGUAUAAUUGGUCAGUUUAACCCACUGGUGCAGCAAGUUGCUGCCUUAAGGAAAAAAGAAUUCUGGUAUAAGCAAAUAAUUGAGAUUAAAUGUUCAAAUCUUCGGAAAGCAGAAGCCGAGGUUGAUGUACUUGGCGAUGAGGUUGACACCCUUCUAAGUGUCCUGGGAAAAAUCUAUAUAGCACUUGACCAUUAUUCUCCAGUUUUGAAGCAUUACCCUGGGGUUACAGAGAUUUUAAUGCUUGUGCAGAAGGUGUUGAAAGGAGAAAAUAUUUAGCACCGUGCCACUCUAGGGAAAAUCUUCACAAAUUUCAUGUCCAUACAAACACUUGCGCAAAAUCCCAAGAACAGCUAUAUGUCUCUGAUACAAUGUGCUGUGGGAGAACAUAUUGUAUUGACUUACAGCAAAGAAGGUUGCUAACUUUAGGGUAUUUGUGCAGUCCAAGUAGCCAUCACUCCAGUUAUAAGAAAACAUAGCCAUGACUCCAGUUAAAAGAAAAGGUAGCCAUGACCGUUCACUUGCUAGAGUAAUCGGCUCAUCUUUGUUAGCCUCAUUUGUGUUACUGUGCAGUUAAAAGUUGGGUUCAGAUUGUAAAUGUAAAAGGUUGAUUCGUGUCAUUGCAGUUUUAGGAUGCAACUGAGCGAUGAUUUAUUCAGCCACUCUAGAUUUUGAUACUUGUAUGGGUUGUAGACUUGUAGUAAUGUAUGUAUUUGUAGCAAUUAAAGUUUUAAUUAGGUUGCAUCUGGGUGAUAGUUUAUUCAAUGAGUGUAGCUUUUAUGGUCCUAUGCUGUAUACUUGUAUUGGGUAGUGAAAAUUUACUUGUUGCAGUUCAAAAUAUAUGAAGAUUCUUUGUUU
This is a messenger RNA of Panicum hallii, 2783 nucleotides long. Its product is annotated as WPP domain-associated protein-like. Lineage: Eukaryota; Viridiplantae; Streptophyta; Magnoliopsida; Poales; Poaceae. The record is from RefSeq and is a predicted model, not a curated record. Bases 474 to 2204 code for a protein of 576 amino acids. The transcript has 5 exons.